AUGGCGUACCAAGGUCAGUCCAGAUUGAUUGAGGACCAUCCUAUUGGAAGCAAUCUCGACGCUUUUCGCAAUUCUUUCACCUCCCUAUGUAAAGAUAGAGCCAUCUUGCACUCGCCUGAUCCGCUUGCUCACCUUGCCCAUGAAGGCCGCGGCUCUCUCCGAAACGAUCCUCUCAAACUCAUAUCCGCGGUUGCCUCCGAUGAGUUCGAUUUUGGCCGCGCCAACCCCUUGUUAAAAUCCGCGCUCGCCGAUGAGCUAGACGAUAUCCUCAUUUGGAAUAAAGUUUACAACGCCGUCAUCGAACCCACUCCACCCCCCGUCCAGUAG
Molecule: messenger RNA, 327 nt
Organism: Clonostachys rhizophaga
Lineage: Eukaryota; Fungi; Ascomycota; Sordariomycetes; Hypocreales; Bionectriaceae
Source: the annotation of a GenBank genome assembly